AGAGCUGGGGAGUAUGAAAAGUUGUGUAUCUCUGAUUUAGUUAAGUUUAUAAGGUGCAUAAGUCUAUACCCUGCCAUCAGAAAGGAAGAAUCAUCCUCAUCCAACUUGCUUAACUGGUUCAAUGACAGAGCAGAAAUAAGAGGAAAAUUUCCCAGUGGCUUAUAUGUCUUCUGAUGACUAGUUAACACAUGAGCCGAGUUGGUAGCAACUGGAAGUUUUUCUGUUUGUGAAAUACAGAUUCGUUGUGAUUUCAGUAGCAGUUCCCACUAGGUAUGUGAUGAAAACCAAGACCACAACUAGCCCCUUGGCAUCUGCAGUGGAAGAGCUAAAGAGGCUGAACCCUCCAAGCCCUGUUGCAGGUCAUUUCUUGUAAAAGUGAAGGCAUAGUGAUAGGACUGCAGAGAAACUCACUCUGCUCUUGGUCUCAGACUGGACUGACUGACUCAGUUCCCUCGGCACCUUUCAAUGGCCACUAAAACUGAUCCUAGCUUUUAAAAAAAUCAAACAGAAUUGGAAACAAAAAGAGAUUUGCUCUGUCAAUUUCUCUUAGGUGAGCAUUCCUUACGCUGCUGGCAGUAACCUGGACACAGGGAAGAUGGCAAUGGGCUGAAUUUUCUAAACUGUUCUGAAUCUCCCUUCCAUUUGCUUCUGUGCAGGUGAAAACACUGGAAGCAGCUCCUAGCGCUUCCUUGGGCAUUGGCUAUGGCUGUACCUAUAGCAGUUCUCGACUGUGACCUCUUGCUGUAUGGCCGUGGACAUAGGACAUUGGAUCGCUUCAAGCUGGAGGAUGUCACUGAUGAGUAUCUGAUGUCCAUGUAUGGCUUUCCCCGACAAUUCAUUUACUAUCUGGUGGAUCUUCUGGGAGCCAGCCUCUCUCGCCCUACACAGCGGUCCAGGGCCAUCAGUCCAGAGACACAGAUUCUUGCUGCAUUAGGUUUUUAUACUUCUGGUUCCUUUCAGACUAGGAUGGGAGAUGCCAUUGGCAUCAGCCAGGCCUCCAUGAGCCGCUGUGUUGCCAAUGUCACCGAGGCACUGGUGGAAAGAGCCUCACAAUUCAUUCAUUUUCCAGAGGAUGAAGCCUCAAUGCAGAGCCUGAAGGAUGACUUCUAUAGCCUGGCAGGGAUCCCAGGAGUGCUAGGGGUGGUUGACUGCACCCAUGUGGCAAUCAAAGCACCAAAUGCUGAGGACCUGUCCUAUGUGAACCGAAAGGGCCUGCACUCUUUAAACUGCCUGAUGGUUUGUGAUGCCAGAGGAGUACUUCUGAGUGUAGAGACACACUGUCCGGGCAGCCUGCAAGACUGCACUGUGCUACAGCAGGCAGCCCUUACCAGCCAGUUUGAAGCUGGGCUGCACAAAGAUGGAUGGUUGCUUGGUGACAGCUCCUUCUUUCUCCGAACAUGGUUAAUGACACCUCUGCAUAUCCCCGAGACCCCUGCAGAAUACCGUUAUAACAUGGCACAUUCUGCCACUCACAAUAUAAUUGAGCGGACAUUCAGAACCAUUAGAUCACGGUUUCGUUGUCUGGAUGGGUCCAAAGGCACUCUGCAAUAUUCUCCAGAGAAGUCCAGCCACAUUAUUCUGGCCUGCUGCGUGCUUCAUAAUAUCUCUCUGGAACAUGGGUUAGAUGUGUGGUCUACCCCAGCAACAGGACAGAUGGAACAACUAGAGGAGGAAUAUGAGCAAAUGGAAUCUAUGGACUCUGAAGCCUAUAAUAUCCGCCAGGAGCUUUUACUUACUCAUUUUAGCUAAUACAUUGAGAAAUGAGAGACCUUUAAAGAGGGACCUGAAAAAAACAUGGGAGCAAUAUACUCAUCCUUUCCUUUAACUUAGUAAAAUGAAGGACUAGGGCAAGCAUGGAAGAAGGAGAAACAGCACUGAAAAAUUUACUCUGGGUUUUAUACAAUAUUAGACUCUUGAUUCCUUUGUAAAUACUGUAUUUGAUCCUUAAGUUCUCUAUACUCUAGCCUAUGCAGACCCCAGAUUCCCACCUGGUUUAGAGGUGCCAGGAAUGUGAUUUACUGGGAAAUAAUUUUCUGAUAGUUAUGACAAGUCUCUAUACAUUACAAAAACAACAAAACUAUGUCACUCUAUUAUUAUAGUGGUCCAGCCUGUCCAUGCUUAGUGAGUUUUAAACAAUUUCCAAAUCUUUUGGGGUAAGUUUUCAGCUGGGCCCCUCCCUAGUCUCAACCUGUGCACAUGUGAAAACAUUAAAACACUUACUUACACUUGCAGUUUGCCCAUGCUAACACUUACUAUACAUCUUUCAACCACCUUUUAAAUAUUCUGACACCAGUACACAUGGAAGUGUUCAACUCUGCAUGCACAAAACCCACUGGCCCUGGUGCAAAUGUUAACACUUGCACAGGCAAGGAGUUAGAUUAUUUCAAAGGGCACAUGCAUUGUGUGCAGAUGCCCAAGUAAUAGCUAAGGGCUGAACAUUGGUUUCCUUAAAAACAUUAAUCUAAAGUGAAACUUAAGGGGAAAAGAGAGGUCCUAACAUAAGCUACCUGACAUACAAUGGGAAAUAAGAUGGCAUACUUAACUCUGGUUCCUACUGAAUACUCACCCAUCAC
Messenger RNA from Alligator sinensis (Chinese alligator), 2573 nucleotides. RefSeq names its product harbinger transposase derived 1 (gene HARBI1). The transcript is spliced from 2 exons. NCBI's taxonomy places the organism in Eukaryota, Metazoa, Chordata, Crocodylia, Alligatoridae. The record is from RefSeq and is a predicted model, not a curated record. Bases 703 to 1749 code for a protein of 348 amino acids.